AUGAUUUCAUAAAUAUAAUCUUUCAGAAUAGAAGAUUUAAGAAAGAACUGCUUUCAAAUAAAAAAAUCAAUAUGUUUAGGCACACAAAAAAGUGAACUAGGUCUUGAAUCAAGCGAAUAUUCUUUAAUAGGCGAGUAUAAAUUUGAUGACCAAUAUGGUAUAGAUACUUCGAAAAUGAAAAAUGACAUAAUAAAUAUUCCCAAAGUAGGCCCUUAGCAAGGAGGCAAAGGUUAUUCAGCCUUCUUUGAUUAGUAAAACACUAAAAACAUAACAACAAUUAAACAUAUAGAUGAUUAUAAUAGUGAAGAUUUUAGUUUAAGUUUUUGGAUAUUUUUAAUUUAAGAUAAUAAUACACCUGGAUGGAAAACAAUAAUUCAUAAAGGUUCUAAUUCAUAAGAGUUAACACCCUCUAUUAUGUUAUGGCCUAAUUCCAGAAGGCUACAUAUUAGACUCAGUACAGACAAUAACUGGAAUGAAGAUUUCGACUCGAAUGGACUUUUGCCCCUUAAAAGAUGGACUUAAAUUAAUAAUAAUGGAGAUUUUCAUAUUGGAAUGGAUGAAUGGCAUUCUGGACCUAUUUUUUAUAUGGAUAAUCUUAAAUUUUAUAAAAGUAUUUUAAAAAAAUCUGAAAUAGAUGCACUUACUUAUUAACCUUUUUCAAUUUUCGGAAGUGACUCUUAUGCUAGAUUAGGUUGUUUAUCAUGUACUUAUUAAGAAGCCCUAAAUUCUUGUAAAAAUGAAUAUCAUUUGUGCACUUUUAGUGAAAUAUAUGCAGGUGCCUAUUAAGUUGCUAGAAUUUAAGGAUGGAUGAGAUUAAGUAUGUAUUUUUGGACAAGAGUUGAUUAAACUUAAGGAUAAUUUUUUGAAGAACUUAAAGACCCUAAUGUAAAUAAAGUUGGAAUAUGUUGUAUUAAUAAAGGAUAUUGA
This is a messenger RNA of Ichthyophthirius multifiliis, 927 nucleotides long. RefSeq names its product NLI interacting factor-like phosphatase family protein, putative. The record is from RefSeq and is a predicted model, not a curated record. NCBI's taxonomy places the organism in Eukaryota, Ciliophora, Oligohymenophorea, Hymenostomatida. The transcript is spliced from 5 exons.